Molecule: messenger RNA, 2469 nt
Organism: Durio zibethinus
Lineage: Eukaryota; Viridiplantae; Streptophyta; Magnoliopsida; Malvales; Malvaceae
Product: DEAD-box ATP-dependent RNA helicase 37-like
Molecular function (GO): ATP binding; nucleic acid binding; RNA helicase activity
Source: RefSeq, a predicted model, not a curated record
AUUAGAACGUUGUCUGGCCGUUGAUGGGAGCUUUUAGUUAUGAGUUUAUGACGCAAGCCAAAAAUUGUACGGUCACCGAAUGACCUUUUGUAGAUUUUUUCUCACUCUCUCUCGUUUCUAAGCUGCAACCUGGACGCGACACCAAAGCAAAAAAAGAAAAAAAAAAAACAAAAACGAAGCGCAAAGAAAAGAAAAGAACAGAAAAGAAAAGACCAAGAGAGAAAAAGUUUUCAUCUGAUUUUGAAAACCAUAAAGUAACAACAAAAAAAUCAAGACACCCGAUUUUUUCGCUUUCUGACCCCAUCUUGCAAAAGAAUUUCCAACAAGGUUUCUGCUGUUUCUGUUAUCAAUUAUAGUGGUUUUUUUGUUUUGGUCUGAUCUACAAAAAGGGAGAGAACAACAGGACUUUUUGGAGGAUUUAAAAUUUUGGGUUUUGUUUUUUGGUUGGAUUAGGUUUUGUUAGUUUUUUUUUCCUUAGGUUUGGGAAAUUAUGAGAACUUCAUGGGCAGAUUCUGUAGCAAACUCUGCAUCUGAAAUUGGAGUUUCAGAUAACAAUUCCUUUCCUCGUCCAACUCGAUCCACUUAUGUCCCACCCCACCUUCGUAACCGUCCAGCCUCCGUCGCACCUAACCCGUCAGGUCCGGUUACUGAGAAGGCAAGUUUUAGCGGGACCGCUGGUGGGUCCCAGUGGUCACGUUGGAGCGGCGGCGGCGGGACAAAGCCUGAAAUCGGGCGUCCAGGUCAGGGGUAUGGUUAUGCUGGAGCUGGACAAGGUGGCAGCGGCGGUGGUUGGAAUAAUAGAAGUGGAGGUUGGAAUAGGAGAGAAAGGGAAGUGAAUCCAUUUGGUGAUGAAGGUGAAGUUGACGAUACAGAACAAGCUUUUAGUGAACAAGAGCAUACGGGGAUCAAUUUCGAUGCUUAUGAGGAUAUUCCGGUGGAAACUAGUGGUGAAAAUGUGCCGCCACCUGUAAAUACAUUUGUUGAGAUAGAUUUAGGUGAACUGUUGAAUCAAAACAUUAGGAGGUGUAAGUAUGUUAAACCGACUCCAGUUCAACGCCACGCGAUCCCUAUAGCAUUAGGAGGAAGAGAUUUGAUGGCUUGUGCUCAAACUGGGUCAGGGAAGACAGCUGCUUUUUGCUUUCCAAUUAUUAGUGGAAUUAUGCGGGAGCAGUAUGUACAGAGACUGCGUGUAGCACGAACUGUUUACCCUCUUGCACUCAUUCUAUCUCCCACUAGGGAGCUUUCUUGUCAGAUACACGAGGAGGCCAAAAAGUUCUCGUAUCAAACUGGUGUCAAGGUGGCAGUUGCCUAUGGAGGAGCACCAAUUAACCAACAGUUGCGAGAGCUGGAGAGAGGAGUUGAUAUUCUUGUGGCAACUCCUGGGCGAUUGGUUGAUUUGCUAGAGAGGGCUAGAGUGUCAUUGCAGAUGAUUAGGUACUUGGCCCUUGAUGAGGCAGAUCGCAUGCUUGAUAUGGGUUUUGAGCCACAAAUCAGAAAGAUUGUUGAACAAACGGACAUGCCUAAUCGGGGUGUUAGACAGACAAUGUUGUUUAGUGCCACUUUUCCAAGAGAGAUACAGAGACUUGCAUCUGAUUUUCUUUCAAAUUACAUAUUCUUGGCUGUUGGGAGGGUUGGGUCAAGUACUGAUUUGAUUUUUCAAAGGGUUGAAUUUGUUCACGAGUCUGAUAAGAGAAGCCAUCUCAUGGAUCUUCUGCAUGCGCAGAAGGAAAAUGGAGUUCAUGUCAAGCAAGCUUUGACAUUAGUUUUUGUGGAGACUAAAAAAGGAGCUGACUCAUUGGAACAUUGGUUGUGCAUUAAUGGAUUCCCAGCAACGACCAUCCAUGGUGAUAGGACUCAACAGGAAAGGGAACUAGCAUUGAGAUCUUUCAAGAGUGGAAAGACCCCAAUUUUAGUAGCUACUGAUGUGGCUGCUCGUGGUCUUGAUAUACCCCAUGUAGCUCACGUGAUCAACUUUGAUCUUCCUAAUGACAUUGAUGAUUAUGUCCAUCGGAUUGGAAGGACGGGGCGAGCUGGUAAAACAGGGUUGGCUACAGCUUUCUUUAAUGAGAGCAAUUUGUCCCUGGCAAGGCCACUUGCUGAGCUAAUGCAAGAAGCAAAUCAAGACGUACCUCCAUGGCUCACCCGUUAUGCAUCCCGGGCUCCUUAUGGUGGUAACAAAAAUCGACGAUCUGGAGGAGGGCGUUUUGGUGGGCGUGAUUUCAGAAGAGAGGGUUCAUUCAGUAGGAAUCUGGAUUACUACGGUGGAGGGAAUAGCGGUAGUGCAUAUGGGGUUGCUGGCAAUUAUGGUGGAGGGUAUGCUCCAGGUGUGACAAGUGCUUGGGAUUAGGUCCCACUUUAUACUGGAUUAAUUUUUUCAUGUUUUUCUUGAGUAUAUAUAUUUUCCAUCAGAUUUAAUUCCAGGAUUAUUCUGUCUCCAUUGUCACUAUUUCCAUUUGCAUCUGGGUUCUA